Funneliformis caledonium is the source of this 318-nucleotide messenger RNA. The record is from the annotation of a GenBank genome assembly. NCBI's taxonomy places the organism in Eukaryota, Fungi, Glomeromycota, Glomeromycetes, Glomerales, Glomeraceae.
AUGAAAGGAAUCAAUAUUGCCAUUUUAACCACCUUUGUUUUGGCAAUUCUUUAUGCAACUACUUCAGUUGCUUCAAUUCCCGUUAAAGCUGGUAUUGAGAAAUCAUCGGUGACUUUAUUCAGCAGAAGAGGUAUAAAUAAUUAUGAAAUUGACUCGAAUGACUUUUCAUCCGAAGCUUUCAUUAGAUCUAGAAAAAGAAAUGGCAGCGCAAAUGAAGAUGAAGUUACCACAGCCGAUGCUUCUUCAAUUGUAAAAAUAUUGAAUAAACGUCAAGCUUCCAGCGAAGUUGAUAGUAAUUCCAGCGUUGGGAAAAGAUGA